Triticum aestivum (bread wheat) is the source of this 897-nucleotide messenger RNA. RefSeq lists its product as uncharacterized. The record is from RefSeq and is a predicted model, not a curated record. The transcript is spliced from 2 exons. Bases 358 to 792 code for a protein of 144 amino acids. Lineage: Eukaryota; Viridiplantae; Streptophyta; Magnoliopsida; Poales; Poaceae.
GAAAAAAACAAGCCCACUCCACGCCUCCUCGUCCACCACAUCGCCCGAACCCCAACCUCCGGAUCUCCCCAGUCCCAGCGACGCCCACCUCCCCCUGACCCCGCCUCCACCCGGCGUCGCCGCCCCCGCACCCUCCCACUCCCGCCCCACCGGCAAGUCAUGCGCCGCCAUGCCCACCCUUCCCUUUGACCGAUCUCCUCCUUCCUCUCCGUCGACACCGUGGGAGCACCCAUCCCGCUGCCCAUACCCUAACCGGUGACGCCGCCACCGCCACGCAGCCGCAGCCACGCCCCUGCAGGCGGCGCCGCCGCAGCCCCGCCCCCGCUGGCGGCGCAACCGCAGCCCCGACCCCAGCCGAUGACGCGCCACACCACAUGCCAGAGCACCUUGGGGAAGCCCGAUCCGGCGAGGAUCCUUCACCACCCUCCACUCUCCGGCGACCACCAGCCCGCGUGCGGAUGGGGUGCUAUCCUGCAGAUCGAGGAGGCGUCGAACUUCAGAUGGAGGAGGCCAGAACCUGCAUCUGGCCGCGCCAUGGUUGCGCGUCGCCGGCAUGCUCCGUCACGCUCGGCACCUCCUGAGCGUUGGAGUGAAGGGCAUUUUCUUCAGGGCAGUGGAGAGCACCCUCACCCUGAUCCGAUCUGCAGCAGCGUCCCCGAGUCCUCCCAAAGCAGCCCUGAGCCGUUCAAGUAUGCAGCCCCGGGCCGUUCAAAGACGGAGCUGCCGACCGUUCGUGAACACAACACCCCGAAUCCUGCUGCCCACCAUCCUGUAAAGGGAGACUUAUUGUGAAGACUUCAAGCUGAGUACAGAAGACUCGGUUAAUUUUUGCUCCCUUCUUGAAAUGAAGAGGGGAGUUGGUUCUCUUUUGAGGUUGCGACUCGAUUAAUCGAUUAA